AUGGACAUAAAACCAAAGUUAACGUUGACGACCACGGCAAAUGAACCUCCAGGACACGACAUCUUCUGCACCCCCGAAAACAGCGAGUUUCUCUCCAAAGUACACUACAGAGACCUCAAUACCAGCGACAGGGAAAUCCGCCUUCUCAAAAUCCUGCCCAACUCAGGAUCGGGCUUCAUCGAAUGCGAAUUAUUACCCAGCGUGAAACUCGCUGAUGUGCAUAAGCAAUAUCUUGCACUAUCUUACUGCGCAGGUGAUGCGCGCAACACAAAGCCCAUCAUCGUCAAUGGGGCAAGGUGUAACGUCUUUGCCAACCUACACCACGCCUUGAAUACAGUUCGCUACUAUUGGGAGACACAUACGUAUCAUCGAGAUUUGUUCCUGUGGGUGGAUCAGAUAUGUAUCAACCAGGCUAAUCUGAUAGAGAGAUCUAUUCAAGUUGGGUUCAUGAGGGCUAUAUACGAGAGUGCGAAAGAGACUCUUAUUUGCCUGUCUGUGGCCGAUACAAAAGGAGACGGUAUGCGAUGGCUUGUAGAACUGGAGGAAACCUAUGUGAAUCGGGCGAUUAUCGGAGAGACACUUCCAUCAGAAGAUGGGGGCGAUCGUCGACAUCCUUUUUCAACUACCCAAUUCCGAACAGAGAUGGAGGAAUGCCUGAGCCAUCAUGAGUUUGUGGAUGGUUGGAUCAAGUUCUGCGACGUCUUGAGCAGUCCAUGGUGGGGAAGAGCAUGGGUCUUUCAAGAGUUUAUGGUUUCGUGCCGAGCGACGUUUCUCUACGGACAGCACUCUAUGAAACACGAAAUUAUGCUGUCACUCAUGCCCGACCUCUGCCUAUCAACGCUGGAGGUCCUUUUCGAGCCAGAAAAGACCCGCGGAACGUGUAUCAAGAAGAAGCUGAAGCGUGCAAAAGUCACUCGUACUCAGGUUUCGCGAUCCAUCUCCAAGGUUCUCAGUGUCUUUCUCGCCAAACACGAGUGGUAUAGAGAUUACGAUCUGAAGAAGCUUCUUGUAUAUACACAGAACAGCGAGUCUUCUGAUGAGCGGGAUCGGAUCUACUCCAUGGUUGGACUUGCGCACCCUGGUUACGCAAUAAUACCGGACUAUGCAUAUGAGAACACUUUCGAGAGACUUCUUGUGGAGACUACAAGGCGUAUCAUUACUUUUGAGGAUAGCUUGGAAGUCUUAUCAUACCUUGGCCGUGGUGAGCCCUCAUCCACUGGCUGCAGAAAGUUGCUGCCCUCAUGGGUUGUGGAUUGGACCACAGUCCAGUCGUUACCCUCCUGGGUCGUUAACCUGGACGAAAUUCGACAUCUUCCUGAAGCUAUGAAGUACGUGGAAGAGAUAGACUCGGGAGUCAGCAAUCAUUACAUCAAAGUAGGAUAUGCCGAUUCUUCAUUUGUCCAACUCCGACAUCCAGUAUACCCUGACAUGAAGACUACCGCAAUACAAGUAUGGGCUGUGUUCCUAGAUUCCGACUUCAUUGUCAACGAUCAAAAGAUGUUUGUUAGUCAGAACCUUUUCGAAGUCAAGGCCGAAUUCCCUGUCCAAAGGGAUGACGAGCUUUGGGUUUUCUGCGGCUCAUCGGAACCUUUUCUUUUAAGAAGAUGUUCGGGCGGAUACAGGGUUGUUGGUCCAGUGCUUUGCUUGACUUUGGCAUAUCAGCCCUUUUGGGGGAUAUCUGGACGUUUGGAUAAGUACGCUGAUGAAUCUGGAGACCUCGACCCUUCUAUGAUGGAAUUGAAACGAAUUACGAUCUUUUAG
Molecule: messenger RNA, 1761 nt
Organism: Fusarium mangiferae
Lineage: Eukaryota; Fungi; Ascomycota; Sordariomycetes; Hypocreales; Nectriaceae
Exons: 1
Coding region: 1-1761 (586 amino acids)
Source: RefSeq, a predicted model, not a curated record